AUGCAUAUCCCUCUUCUUCUUAUGCCCGUCUUGGGUGCUCUCGCCCAAGCCAACCCUAUCACCUCACGAGCAUCAUCAUGGCCGAACGCCCCCUUCACCACCUCUGGCCGUGACAUGAAAAACAACCUCGAUGAGACAGUCGUCUAUGCCGGAGUCAACUGGCCCGGUGCAGCCGAUGUCAUGAUCCCCGAAGGCCUACAGUACCAAUCCGUCAGCACCAUCAUGUCCAAAAUCAAGGAUCUAGGCAUGAAUGUCAUCAGACUAACCUACGCCAUCGAGAUGAUCGACGACAUCUAUGGGGGUGUCGACAGCAGUCUCAAAACCGCCUUCAUCCAAGCACUAGGAGAGACAAAUGGCACAAAGGCGUUGAAUGAAGUCUUGACUAGCAAUCCCACCUUUACUGAAAAUACCACUCGUCUGGAGGUGAGUAUUCAGACGACUGAAUAUCCCAUUGACCAUGGGUCUAACAACUAUAUCCACCAGGUCUUCGACGCCAUCGCCGCAGAAGCAAACACACAGCAAAUCUACGUGCACCUCGACAACCACGUCUCCAAAGGCGAAUGGUGCUGCAGCCACACAGACGGCAACGCCUGGUUCGGCGACACCUACUUCAACGUCGCAAACUGGCAGCGCGGGCUCGCUUUCAUGGCCAACCAUGCCAAAUCAUGGCCAGCAUUUACUUCCAUGUCUCUGCGCAACGAACUUCGCACUACUGCAAACGGCACAGGCGAUAACUGGGUGUCGUGGUACGAAAACAUGAUUCCUGCUGCCGAUGGCAUUAACAAAGCAAACCCCUCGUCUUUGAUUUUCUUCUCGGGGUUGAAUUAUGAUACGCAGUUGGGCACGAUUGUGGAUGGCAAGGACAUUGGUAAUGGAACCUCUUUCUCUCUGACCGACCACGCCUUCGCCGACAAAAUAGUCUGGGAGUUGCACAACUACGCAAACAGCGCAACAAACUGCGGCGACAUAGAAGGAAGCCUAAGAAACCAAGGUUACAACGCCAUGGAAGGUGAUUCUGCAGCUAUCAACACUGCCCCUGUAGUGUUGACAGAAUUUGGCUUCGAUCAGAAUUCUGGCUCGGAAAGUGUUUAUGCGCAGUGCAUCAAGAAGUACUUGACUACCUUGCCCGGCGGACCUGGUGGCUGGAUGCAAUGGGUGAUUUCUGGAAGUUACUAUAUUCGUGAGGGUGGCCAGGAUAAGGAUGAGAGUUGGGGAUUGUUGAAUCAUGACUGGUCUGACUGGCGCAAUCAGACUGCAACUGACUACACAAAGAGCUUCGUAGAUGAGACUCUGUCAUGA
Molecule: messenger RNA, 1299 nt
Organism: Aureobasidium musti
Lineage: Eukaryota; Fungi; Ascomycota; Dothideomycetes; Dothideales; Saccotheciaceae
Source: the annotation of a GenBank genome assembly